Talaromyces proteolyticus is the source of this 855-nucleotide messenger RNA. RefSeq names its product putative thiol methyltransferase. The record is from RefSeq and is a predicted model, not a curated record. Gene Ontology annotation, molecular function: S-adenosylmethionine-dependent methyltransferase activity. Bases 1 to 855 code for a protein of 284 amino acids. The transcript is spliced from 2 exons. Lineage: Eukaryota; Fungi; Ascomycota; Eurotiomycetes; Eurotiales; Trichocomaceae.
AUGGCUGGACCACCAUCCAAUACCUUACGCGACCAUAUGGCCAAGUUCCAGGGGGAGAACUAUGUAGAAGGAUGGGCUAGCUUGUGGGACAACAGAGCCGAAGGCGAAAGACUAGGGUGGGAUCGAGGUGGGCACAGUCCUGCGCUGGAGGAUUUUCUGAUUCAGAAGAAAGGGUUCGUUGGGAGUCCUAUAAUCGAAGGUUCCGAUGGCCAGAAAUCCAGGAAGAAAGCAUUGGUCCCAGGCUGCGGUACGGGCUAUGAUGUACUGCUGCUGGCCAGUUUUGGAUAUGAUGCCUACGGACUGGACUAUAGUGAGGCUGCGGUGGAGACCGCCAACAAAGAGGCAGCGAAGAAUAGGGAUGAAUACGGGACCAAAGACCCUGCCGUUGGACAAGGAAAUGUGGUUUUUGUCCAGGGUGAUUUCUUCAAGGACGACUGGUUGACGAAGCUGGAGUUGGAGCAAAAUUCUUUUGACUUGAUAUAUGACUACACAUUCUUUUGUGCUCUCCAACCUUAUUUACGGCCCAAAUGGGCUUUGAGACACCGCCAGCUCCUUGCACCACCGCCGACUGGGAAUUUGAUCUGUCUUGAGUGGCCGACAACCAGAGAUCCAUCAUUGGGAGGGCCUCCAUUUGGAGUAUCGUCGUGGGCUUAUAUGUCACAUUUGAGCCAUCCGGGAGAGGAAAUUCCAUACCAUGCAAACGGUGAUGUAAAAUUCGACCCAUUGAGAGAAGUCAGUCCUUUGGGACUCGAGCGAGUCAUACACUGGAAACCAGAGCGAACGCAUAAAGCUGGCAAGGAUGAAAAGACUGGAGAGAUAACCGAAAGGAUCUCUUUAUGGCGUCGACAAAAUUGA